Rosa rugosa (rugosa rose) is the source of this 567-nucleotide messenger RNA. Its product is annotated as NDR1/HIN1-like protein 10. The transcript has a single exon. The record is from RefSeq and is a predicted model, not a curated record. The coding region runs from base 1 to 567 and encodes 188 amino acids. NCBI's taxonomy places the organism in Eukaryota, Viridiplantae, Streptophyta, Magnoliopsida, Rosales, Rosaceae.
AUGUUUGGGAAGCUGUGCCUCUUUUGUUGCGUCAUCCCUCUGGUGGUAACUGCUGUUGCCAUGCUUGGAAUGGUUCUUUGGCUGCGUAAGGAGAUGAACAAAAUGGAUUUGGGACUGGAGUACACGGUGUCCGACGGCGUGCUGAACACGUUUUCCAUGACGCCCAACAAGACCCUCGAUUACGAUCUAGCCUUGACUAUAACUGUUGAGAAUAAGUUGAGAGCUAAUACUAAAAUAAAGUGGGAAGAGUUUGAAACUACUCCUGUUUACAAGGAUGUGGAAUUGGGUAAGGUUGAUUUGGCCCCGUUUGAGAUAAUUAAGGUCGACAAGAAGGAACUCAAACCAUCGUACAAGGGGAUGAAACAGAUGUCUGGUAAUGUUGACGCUUCAAAGGUGAAGAACCUUAAGUUUGUCGAUAUUGUUUUAAAGCUUGAGGCCAAGAGAAAGGGCGAUACUGUUUGGAGUUUCAAGGUUAAAAACAAACUCAAAUAUGAGUGCAAGUUGAAGGUUCCUACAAAAUCGGGUGGUGAAAAAUUCGAAAGUACCAAGUGUGAGAGAAAGAAAUAG